UCCAGCUGCUUGAGGACAAGAUCAUCACUUUUGUGAAGACUGAGCUGAAGAAGAUGCAAAAGGUUGUGAGUCCAAAUUACCCAGAAUGCUUAGAGAGUCAAAGGAGCAGCAGCAGAGAGGCAUUUGUGAAGAUCACAUCGGACUUCCUGAGGGAAAUGAAGCAGGAGGACCUGGCUGACCGUCUGCAGAGCAGAACUUUCAGUAAAGUUUGUAAAAAGGAACUUAAAUCUGCACUGAAGAAGAAGUUCCAGUGUGUUUUUGAGGGCAUCGCUAAAGCAGGAAACCCAACCCUUCUGAAUCAGAUCUACACAGAGCUCUACAUCACAGAGGGAGGGACUGCAGAGCACCUGAUCAGAAAACUGAGCCUGUCUGGGCUAAACACCUCCCUCUGCAACUGGAUCCUGGACUUUCUGACGGAGAGGCCUCAGACAGUCUGGAUUAGAAACAGCAUCUCCAACACCUCAGAGCUACUGAGUGGCUGUAACCUGUCAGAGAAAAGCUGUGAAGCUCUGUCCUCAGUUCUCAGCUCACAGUCAUCUAGUCUGACAGAGCUGGACCUGGGUAACAACAGCCUGCAUGAUUCAGGACUGAAGCUUCUGUCUGCUGGGUUGAAAAGUCCAUACUGCAAAUUGGAAACGCUAAGACUGAGUGGAUGUAACCUGUCAGAGAGAAGCUGUGAAAUGCUGUCUUCAGUUCUAAGCUUUGAGUCCUCUAGUCUGAGAGAACUGGACCUGGGAAACAACAACCUGCGGGAUUCAAAACUGAAGCUUCUGUUUGAUGCAGUGGAGAGUCCACAGUGUACACUGGGAAUUCUCAG
Messenger RNA from Pundamilia nyererei, 817 nucleotides. Lineage: Eukaryota; Metazoa; Chordata; Actinopteri; Cichliformes; Cichlidae. The record is from RefSeq and is a predicted model, not a curated record.